Messenger RNA from Recurvomyces mirabilis, 996 nucleotides. RefSeq lists its product as uncharacterized. Bases 1 to 996 code for a protein of 331 amino acids. The record is from RefSeq and is a predicted model, not a curated record. Lineage: Eukaryota; Fungi; Ascomycota; Dothideomycetes; Mycosphaerellales; Teratosphaeriaceae. The transcript has 4 exons.
AUGGAGCUCGCGAAGCGUGUGUUGCAUGUCGAGAAACCGUCCGACCCAGCUGGAGCGAUUAUUGAAGCAUGGGCACAAGGCUACAUGGUCGGCUCGCUGAUCAUCAUGGCCUGUGUCGCAUUCGCGAACAUGCGCCGUGGUGUACUUUUGCAUAAGCUGAUUCUGAUCGAGCUUGUGUUUGGAAUGUUUCACGGGACUUUCAUCUUUACGAAUGCGCCAGUGUAUAACUGGUAUCUUAGCGUCACGGCAAUCUUUUUGAACACGAGCUGGAGUUUACAUAAUGUCAUUGCAUGGAUCAAGAACAAACCACUACUACCACGAUGGGCUAGCAUUUUCUACAUCACUACUGUCAUAUUAGUACAGCCAUAUUGGAUACUGGAAAUCGUUGCCAACUUCCUCUAUUUCAGCAACACCAGUAAUCUGUUCGUGUACACCAGGCCGUACGAAGCCCUCUUUCGAGACCCUUGGUGGAUCUUCACCAUCGCGAACCUACUAUGGAACAUCAAGACUCGAUAUGAUUUCGGCUUUCUCGAGCUCAUGCGUGUCUCACCUCGCUUCGGCAUUUUAUUCGGCGCCAUGAUGCUCAGCAUCUGCUUCAUCUUGGUCGAUAUUCUGGCUGUCACGCACGUCAUAUCUGGGUCCGGUCUACCAGACGGCAUCAACCCCUUCUGGAAACCGGCAUUCGUCUUUAAGUGCUUGACCGACACCAUCAUCCUCGACGACUUCAAGACUGCUUUGGAUCGCUUGAAGCAGCAUAGGUUAGCUAGACUUGGCAGUCUAGCGAGCGACAAUAUCCGAGGUCAGUUUGACAAGCAAGGCAAGGAGAAGAAAGAAGAUGUUGCGGAUGGUAAUACUUUCUUGACUGGAUUUCCGAUGGUAGUUACGAAGACGAAUUCGAAGAAGACCUUUGAUCCGGAUAACAUGGAUCUUGAGGCAGCGUUACAUAUGGACGAUUUCGAACCUGGCGUCUCUCCAACUCGGUCUGGUAGGGGCUGA